GCUCAGAGCCGCUUUCGCUGCCACUGUCUGCUCCCUGGGGCCUCGACCGCCGCCUCCCCCAGGCCGGGGUUCUGUCCGCUGGGCCUGCGCCGCUCGCCCAAGCCAGGAGGACGAGCUAGAGAAGGAUGCCUGGGCCCGUCCCGCGCGGCCCCGGGUGAGGCACGCCCGCCGGCGCCAUGGGAAGGGAAGGGCGCCGCUGCUGUGCCCCGCCGGCGCACGCACGACUUGAGCCCCGCCACGGGCAGCUCCCCGCCGCGGGUCCCCGAGUGACACUGGCGGCACCUGGGAGCGUGGUGCGGGCCCGGGACCACGCAGAGGAGCCCAGUGUCCAGUGAAGCAGCUGAGGACCCGCCGCCGCCAUGGUGAUGUCCCAGGGCACCUACACGUUCCUCACGUGCUUCGCCGGCUUCUGGCUCAUCUGGGGUCUCAUCGUUCUGCUCUGCUGCUUCUGCAGCUUCCUGCGCCGCCGCCUCAAACGGCGCCAGGAGGAGCGACUGCGCGAGCAGAACCUACGCGCCCUAGAGUUGGAGCCCCUCGACCUGGAGGGCAGCCUGGCCGGGAGCCCUCCGGGCCUGGCACCACCGCCACCACCGCACCGCAGCCGUCUGGAGGCACCGGCGCACGCACAUCCGCACGUGCACGUGCACCCGCUCCUGCAUCCCGGGCCUGCGCAGCCACACGCGCACCCGCACCCACACCACCACGCGCUUCCGCACCCGCCGCCGCCGCCGCACCUCUCGGUGCCGCCGCGGCCCUGGAGCUACCCACGCCAAGCGGAAUCGGACAUGUCCAAGCCACCAUGUUAUGAAGAGGCGGUGCUGAUGGCCGAGCCGCCGCCGCCCUACAGCGAGGUGCUCACGGACACGCGCGGCCUCUACCGCAAGAUUGUCACGCCGUUUCUGAGCCGCCGCGAUAGCGCGGAGAAACAGGAGCAGCCUCCUCCCAGCUACAAGCCGCUUUUCCUGGACCGGGGCUACACCUCGGCGCUGCACCUACCCAGCGCCCCUCGGCCAGCGCCGCCCUGCCCUGCCCUCUGUCUGCAGGCCGACCGAGGCCGCCGGGUCUUCCCCAGCUGGACCGACUCAGAGCUCAGCAGCCGUGAGCCCCUGGAGCACGGAGCCUGGCGCCUGCCGGUCUCCAUUCCUUUGUUCGGGAGGACUACAGCCGUAUAGAGGCGCGUCCGGCGUCCCGAGCCCCAUGGCGGACUCCUGGCCUGACCGCGGGGCUUUUUAAAUGCUUCCCCUGGACUGCGGGGAGGGGUGGGGGGAGGGAGGGAUUUCUUACCCCGUUUGUUACAUUUUGAGGAUAAUAAAGGUGUGUGAUCUGGUUUGGUACAA
Messenger RNA from Nycticebus coucang (slow loris), 1337 nucleotides. RefSeq names its product proline rich 7, synaptic (gene PRR7). Bases 360 to 1172 code for a protein of 270 amino acids. Lineage: Eukaryota; Metazoa; Chordata; Mammalia; Primates; Lorisidae. The transcript has 3 exons. The record is from RefSeq and is a predicted model, not a curated record.